CCUGAAAGGAGAGAGGAGUUAGUGAGUGCGAGAGCGGGUACUGUGAACUGGUUUACUAUGCUGCUAUCCUCAUAACAACACAUUCGGAAAUAUUAAGCCUAAUAACAGUAUUUAAGAAAAAGCGGAAAAAAGGCAAGCGUUUGCCUUCGGUUUACUUCAUCUUGUUUACAAGGAUAACUCCAUAUACCACAGGAAAGACAGCCUAAUGACUUGGUCUAGUGGAAGCCAGCGACACUAUGGAUUUGACUAAAAUGGGUUUGAUCCAACUCCAGAACCCCAGCCACCCCACAGCGCUCCUCCAGAAGGCAAACCAGAUGCGACUGGCAGGGACUCUCUGUGAUGUGGUUAUUCUAGUUGACAGCCAUGAGUUUCAUGCCCAUCGGACAGUGCUAGCUUGUACUAGCAAGAUGUUUGAGAUACUGUUUCACCGCAACAGCCACAAUUACACUUUGGACUUUCUGUCACCAAAGACCUUCCAGCAGAUUCUGGAAUAUGCAUAUACCUCCACACUCCAAGCCAAAGUGGAGGACUUAGAUGAUCUGCUAUAUGCAGCAGAGAUCCUAGAGAUAGAAUAUUUAGAAGAACAAUGCCUGAAGAUUUUGGAAACCAUCCAGGCAUCUGAUGAGAAUGACACAGAAGUCAGCAUGGCGGAAGGAGGAACAGAUGAGGAUGAAGAUCGAAAGGCCAGGUACAUCAAAAACAUGCUUAUGUCUAAGAAACAUUCCACGGAGGACAGUGGAUACACUAGUGUAAACCAGCAAGGGCUAGCCACAGUUACUAUGGUGGAUCAGAGUCCUUCUGUGUCAACAUCGUUUGGACUUGCCACCAUGAGCCCAACUAAGGCUGCAGUGGACAGUCUCAUGAGUAUUGGGCAGUCACUUCUGCAGAGCUCCCUUCAGCAACCUCCUUCAGAGGAACUGAUUUCUUUAAAUUCACGGCUUCCCAUGGUGUCGGAGAUAAAGACUGAAAUGAUGCAAGUGGAUGACGCAUCUAGUCAAGAGAGUCCUAGAACUGCUGAGUCCAGCUCCUCAUCUGGGGAAAAGAGCUCAGACUCGGACAAAAAUAAAGAUGGUCCUGGAACUCCAACACGCAGCAGUGUCAUCACAAGCGCUCGUGAAUUGCACUAUGUACGCGAAGAAAGUGUUAAUGAUCAACAAGGGGAAGGAGCCACAAUGGGGCUGGAUAGUGUGACUCCUUUUAGUGAGAAGCACCUCGCAUCUUUAUACUCGGUGCCAGCCAACCAUAAAAAUGAAACUCUACUUGCAGUUCCAGUCUCAAUGGCAUCUGCCCUGCAUUUACAGCCCACUUUAGCGAUGUCAAUGGACUUAAGUGCAUAUGGAGGGCUGUUACCCCAGAGUUUCAUUCAGAGGGAAUUCUUCAACAAGUUGGGGGAGCUUGCAUCUGGGAAGAAGCCCGACGCCAAAAGCCAGAAUGAGAGGUGUAAUGUAUGUGGGGCAGAAUUACCAGACAAUGAGGCAGUAGAGCAACACAGGAAGCUGCACAGUGGGAUGAAGACUUAUGGCUGUGAGCUCUGUGGAAAGCGGUUCCUCGACAGUUUACGACUGAGAAUGCAUUUGCUAUCACACUCAGCUGGUGCAAAGGCAUUUGUUUGUGAUCAGUGUGGAGCCCAGUUCUCAAAAGAAGACGCUCUGGAUUCCCACAGACGCACACAUACAGGUUCUGACAUGGCUAUCUUCUGCUUAUUAUGUGGUAAGCGUUUCCAGACGCAGACUGCUUUGCAGCAACAUAUGGAAGUCCAUGCCGGUGUCCGCAGUUAUAUCUGCAGUGAGUGCAAUCGCACCUUUCCAAGUCACACUGCUUUGAAGCGCCACCUCCGUUCACAUACAGGUGACCACCCAUUUGAAUGCGAGUUCUGUGGGAGCUGUUUUCGGGAUGAAAGCACCCUGAAGGGGCACAAACGGAUCCACACUGGAGAGAAGCCAUAUGAGUGCAAUGGCUGUGGCAAGAAAUUCAGCCUUAAGCACCAACUGGAGACCCACUAUCGUGUUCAUACAGGAGAAAAGCCGUUUGAGUGCAAGCUGUGCCACCAGCGGUCCCGUGACUACUCAGCCAUGAUCAAGCAUCUGCGGACUCACAAUGGAGCAUCUCCUUACCAGUGUACGAUCUGUCUAGAAUACUGCCCAAGCCUGUCUGCCAUGCAGAAGCACAUGAAGAGUCACAAGCCAGAAGAUAUCCCUCCCGACUGGAGAAUAGAGAAGACCUAUCUGUAUCUCUGUUAUGUCUGAGUGCAAACACACAAAGGGGAGAUAAAGAGCAAAAUUCUCUAACAGUAAAUGUGAAAGGGCUGGACGAGGGAAUAAAAUAAAAGGAAGGCCAGGGGCAGAUCAGUUCAAAGCAGAUGAGUAAGCUUGGUUUAUAGCCAACACUUUCCAUUUUCUGAAGAAGUAUGAACAAACAUUUCAAAAUAGUCGAGAAAUUUAAAACUCCCUAAUCCUCCCAUAUUCAUGCUUUGAGGUAAAUUAGUAUAGCUGUAAGUCUCCAUUCUGAAAUAUGUAUUAAGUGAUUCAUGAAAGGGCCUCAUCAGUUAAAGCAAAAUGCAUCUCUCUUCUUGUCUGUAGCACUGAUACCAGUUAGCAUCUUCCUAGCAGAGUUUGCUUAGUUUCUCUCUUGUCAGACUUGCAAGAGGUGCAACUGGGAGCCUUUAUUCCCGUCCAGAGCUUAUUUUGAAUAAAGCUCCAUUUUGAAAGAAACCAAGUUCUGGUUAAAAAAAAAAAAAAAAAAGGAAAAUAAAAGGCUUAGUUUUAAAAUGCCUUUUGUUUUAAAUGGACUUGUCUCUAUCUAUCAGUUUCUCUAGUCAGAUGUUCAUACAUUUGAGGUGUUUGUUGCUGUUCUGCACUGGUGACAUGGAAACACAGAGCACUUAAAUUCCCCAAAAGUUAUGGCUACAGUAUGUGGAAAGCUGGAAACUCCAAAAUGUUCUUUUCUAAAAGCAUACAUUUGCUUCUGUAGGACCUGAAGCUUCAGGUGUAUAAACAAAAUUAUCUGUUUUGUCAAGCGGCCAUUUAUUUAAAGGGCUUAUGUCAAACUGUAUCUUUACAGAAUGAAAAUGUGUCGAUGGAAAGCUCUCCAUUGCUGUUAAAUACCAUUGAUACACCAUACAUCAGGGUGCAGUGACCUGUGGGUGCAGCUUCUUCCAGAUUGGGGGAGUUCUCUUAGAAAAAGAAAUUCAUUACAUGUUUAAAAAAAAAAAAAGAAGAAGAAGAAGAGGUUAUGUCUGCUUUUGUAAAGGGACUUUUUCUUCUUCUGUGUUUAACUGUUGUAUCAGCUGCCUAAAAACUGAACGCACCAGACCGGCUUUGGCUUUCAUUUUGGCCUGUUGUGAUAUAUAUAUAUUUUUUUUUUUUUUUAUAUUAAUCUGACCCAUGGGGAGUUUUCGAUUAUCUGGAUUAUUAAAAAAAAAAAAAAUCAAAAAAACUGUCCAUAUUCAACAGAAUAUCUUGAAAUAGUAAUAUUUGUAUUCUAAGAAAUGUUCAUGCCAGUUAUAGUAGUGACCAAAAUGAUGUGUGGUGUUAACUGUUAGCCCUUUACAGACUCCAACAAUGUGGUAUUUGGUUUGAUUUUUUUUUUCCUUCAUAAUAAUAAUGCUCUUCAUAUAUCAAGUUCUCAUGCUUGAGCUAUUUAAGCCUGCCCUCACUGGGAGUUUAAAAUAAAAAAACAAGUUAAUUACAAUUGUUUGUAAGUAUAUCAAAAUCAACGUUAGUUUUGUUCUUUCAUUUGUGUACCUUUUGAUGUAUUUUCAGCACAUUGUACUUGAAUUACCUCUUUUAUGUGACCUCAUCAGCGCUUUUUAAGGUGUGUGUGGUUUGUUUUUUUUUUUUGUAGGUAGUAGGAAAAAAAGAAAGGGUUACAAGUGAUCUAUACUCUCAAAUAAGGAGUAUUUAAGUGCCGCAGCUUAAAUAGCAUGCUUUUUUUUUUUGUUUGUUUAAUAAUUAUUAAAAAUGUGCAUUAUUAUUUUUAUUUUUACCAAAAUAGGUAUUUUGAAACUGCCCGCAAAUAUUUCUGACAAGAGUCUCGGGAGUUUAUCUUGCUUUUUUUUUUUUUUUUUUUAUUCCAGCGGGUUAUUGUUCUGGAAGCUACCUCUGAAUAUUUUUUUUUUAUUUCUUUUCUCCCAUAUAUGUUUGAUGAUGUUAUUUGUGUUUAUUUACAUUGACUUUUUAAAUGUCAUUGCAGAUUCAUCUCAUGCUUUAUUUUCAGUUAUAUAUAAAAUAUGGUGUACUUUUUUUUUCUUUUCUUCCCCAUUAUUGCAAAUAGUAGAUACUGUAUUAAAGUUUAGAAUCUUAGAUGUAACUGUAGAUAGAAGUAAAGAAAGUAAAGAGACUUAAAAAGAAAAAGGUAGAUGAAAGCUGUUUCUUCCUUCCAUUUCAAGAAUAUGGCAAAAGAAUUUUAUCUUGAGCUUAAUGAAAUGGUUCUGGUCAACAUGUGAGGCACCCAUUGUAUAGUGAAAGAGUAGAACUCUUUUGGGAAAUAUAAGGAGCAAAAAGUGUUAAACUUGAAAUAUUUGAAUAGAAUUAUAGCUUUGUAAUGUGAAAAAGUGGAUUCAGAUGACUUUGAAUCACAAAGGGCAGGUCAGGUAUGCAUUAAUGCAGCAUGCGGAGGACAAUUGUGGACUGCAGAUGAUUAUCAGAAGAAAGGAAAUCAGACAGGCAGACACUGAUGGUUAGAAUUCCUCAUGGUGAAGACCAUCCUGUUCCGACAGACCCAGAUUUACAAUAGAAUAGUUUGCUGUUUUUGUGUUAGUUGAUCAGGCGCUUUUGGUUUAAACUAAAGAAAACUUUUUUUUUUUUUUGAUUUUGUUUUUCUCCUGCACCCCACUUUUUGUUAUGUCUUGUUGUUUUGUUAUCAAAUACAGUCUUAAAUUUUAUACAGAUGUUGUAUUUAUUGUUGGGUUCCAGGUGUCAAAAGUUAGUGAGAUUCUCAGUCUUGAGGCUGUACAGUCAGGUUCUAGAGAAGGGUUAAAGCAAUCAGAAGCUACUAGUCUGGCUACUAGCGUUAAUGAAACGAGAUGGUGGGGGAAAGUAAAUAUUCUCUUAGAAGUGUCAUCAGUAUAGUUUGGCGAACUGAAAAAAAUCGCUGAACUGUUUAAGAAAAAAAGAAAAGUCUGCGGUGCUGAGUGUCACACCUCUGUGACAGAACUUCAUUUUGUGUAUCACACUGCCAAAGAUUAGAAUUCUGUGAAUAUCAGUGUAGAAAACGCAGAAGGAUUAGAAUGGCAGGUCAUUUGAACAGGAGAGCCGCAUGAAAAAGCAAGACUAGCUGAAAAGCCGAGGCAACGACUGUGAGGAACACAGCCUGAGUUGUGCAGUUCAUUGCAGAUUUCAAAGGUGAGCAGGAGCUGGCUAGUGUUUAUGUAGUGUCUUCAGAUCUGCUUGUAUAGCAAUGCAGACUUCUACCUUUUUGUAGUUUCAAACACAGAAAAGGUAAAUUUGGCUUAAAUAGGCAUCCUAAAUAUUUUCAACUGAAAAAAAAAAAUGAAUGACUUGAUUUAUUUACCUGCAGUGUAACUCCUAGAGUGACUUUUAGGUGUCUCUUUAAUCUGUGUGCCUAAACCGAAAUCUUUAAGGAAAUGUCCAUCAGUGAGUGUGUAGAGUUUCCGUGCCGAGUUGUUACGUCAUCCGUCAUCUAAAAUGGGCUUUUUUGGCCAUGUUUUGCUUCCUAUUAAGAGCAGUGUUUGUUUAUUUUAGAAUUGUUUUUUUUUUUCUUUUCUUCAUAGUAAAAACAUCAUUGUGAACGUUUCCAAGUGUGUUCCUAACUUCUGUAACGUGUUCGGUAGCUUUGUUGUGUUAUACGAGGCCAUUAUUUCUGUGACUGUGUUACAUGUUUAAAGAUGAGGCUCUAAUCAAAAUGUAGCUUUAUUUUGCAAACAAUCAAGUUCCAAUGUGGGUGCUUUUUUUAAGCUUGCUUGUUAAGGUCAUGCUUCUUUUGAUAGAUUACCUGACUCUGUUAAAAAUUGCUUUAAAUGUAACUCGUGUGUGUCAAUGACAUCUAAUUGAAAUGUGACUAAGGAAUGCUUUGUAAUGCCAGUAGCAAGUCCAGUAACGUAAUUUCACAUCCACUACCUUCUCUGUUUCUUUUCGCAGUAGUUAUGAACUGACCAGCCACAAACAUACAUCAAACUCGAAGGCUCUUACAAAGCCUGUUCAGUAGCAAGAAACACUUGGCAGACUUUAAUGGUUUUCUGUGCACAUGUGAAUUAGCCCAACUUCAUUGUGUGUGUCAUUUUGGCAGCACCCUGCAGUUGGGUUUUUUGCUAACUGAUAAUCCUGGUACUUAAAUAACCAAGCAAGGUCGCACAAGGCUGCCACUACAUUGAAUUUGAAUAGCGUUCCCAUAUGCAGCACCCAAAAAGUUGAUCACUGUGGUUCAGUGUGUUGGGGGAGAGAAACCUUCUCAAUCAGUAUUGUUACCAUAGUAUGCAUGUGUCGGGCCAUUAGGCUACUGUACAAUGUGAUCGAGUGUUGCACCCAAUGCAAUGUCUGUGCUUUUUUCCCCCCCUUUGUUUUCUUCUAAUAAUUAUGUCUGUCUUACAGCACUGAGGACCAAUUGCCCUGUCGGACCAAGUAUAACAAUUUUCGUUUGUUUUUUUUUUUUUUUUGAUUUAACUUUUUUGCCCACCCUUUCCAUUUUAUUUGUUUGGUUUGGCUUGCCUGUUUUAUGACAGCAAAAGUGCCAGUCUGAUUGCUCUGUAUUAAUAAGAAAAGUGUUUUGUUUCUUUCAUAUAUAUGUAUAUUUAUAUAUAUUUGUAUAUGUACACAUGUAUAUAUGUGUAUAUAUAUUUAAAUAUAUAUACAUAUAUGUAAAAAUGUAUAUAAUUUGAUUUUGAUGUUAUAGUUACGUCUACCUCAGCACCUCAUCUUAACCUAAUUUUGAAGGUGCCCUGCUUUUGUGUUGUUUUUAUUUGUUUUUUGGGUCAUUUUGUUUAAUUUUAUCAAAAUUUUAUUGGAGUUAAUGCUUUGCAAGGUCCUUUUAUUCUUUUCUUGUUUGUUUUAUGUUUUUACAAAAACAGAAUUAAUAAUUAAAAAUUGUUUUCUAAGCACUGCAUUACUACUUAGUGGACAGAGAAUCUUUUUUUUUUUUUUUUUUUUUUUUUUUUCUUUGUUUUGAUCUUUUUUAUUUUUCUUUUUCUUUUUUUGGUGGUGUUUUUCUUUCAUUGUAGGUUCAAACGCAUUUUGUAAGUUUUUCAGUGUUUCUCUGAUGGAGUGUGGAAAAAAAUAAAUAAUUAAAAGAGAUAAAUGCUGCAGGUUUUUUCUCCAUGUUGUCACUAAGUGAAGUUGUGCCUUCAAUAGCGAAAGAGAAUAUUUUUUACAUCCUACUAACAGUAGAGUUUUUGUAGUGAACAUUUUUUGUAUUUUUUAUUUAUAAGUCCUCAUAAGGAGAUAACAAUGUUCAGUUGUAAACCUUGAAUCUGCAGUUAGAAAAAUAAAGAAAAUGGACUUA
Molecule: messenger RNA, 7455 nt
Organism: Erpetoichthys calabaricus (reedfish)
Lineage: Eukaryota; Metazoa; Chordata; Cladistia; Polypteriformes; Polypteridae
Gene: zbtb16a
Product: zinc finger and BTB domain containing 16a
Exons: 7
Coding region: 237-2246 (669 amino acids)
Biological process (GO): regulation of transcription by RNA polymerase II
Cellular component (GO): nucleus
Molecular function (GO): protein binding; RNA polymerase II cis-regulatory region sequence-specific DNA binding; DNA-binding transcription factor activity, RNA polymerase II-specific
Source: RefSeq, a predicted model, not a curated record